Messenger RNA from Oryzias melastigma (Indian medaka), 2071 nucleotides. It is a transcript of the gene sms, whose product is annotated as spermine synthase. Gene Ontology annotation, molecular function: spermine synthase activity. The transcript is spliced from 11 exons. Bases 126 to 1208 code for a protein of 360 amino acids. NCBI's taxonomy places the organism in Eukaryota, Metazoa, Chordata, Actinopteri, Beloniformes, Adrianichthyidae. The record is from RefSeq and is a predicted model, not a curated record. Gene Ontology annotation, biological process: spermine biosynthetic process.
GCCCUCCUCUUCGGUCCGCGGAGUGAGUGACUGAAGCUGCGGCAGUAGCAGGGCCCUCCCUCCGUCUCUGCCGUUAUAUAUUCGCAGCCGGUUCUUCCAGGCAUGGAUGUCGGUUGCAGUACGAUAUGGCAGUGCGACAUUACACCCUCGAUUUUAACCUCUCCACGGCAGUUGAGUGUGCCUCGGUAGUUCCUGGUCUGUUGUCCAUCUUCCAUGAGCAGGAGUUGGCAGAGACCAUUCAUGACACAAAUGGGCACGGGUACCUUGCCACAUUUGUUGGCAAAAAUGGCCGACUUGUCAUUCUGCGUGUGCACUCCCACGGCCUGGUGACCAUCGAUCUGCAGUGCUAUGAAGAGGAUAAUGUUGCACAGUUAGACAAUCUUUUAAAUUCUCUGGAAAAGAAGUUAAAAGUCAUUUUGAAUGGAAACAUUGCAAGGACUAAGAAGCUGCCACCUCUGGUGCGAGGAGCAAAAGUGGACAGAUACUGGCCCACUGCUGACGGCCGACUGGUGGAGUAUGACAUCGACAAGGUGGUGUACGAAGAAGAUUCUCCUUACCAAAACAUCAAGAUAUUGCACUCGAAGCAGUAUGGAAACAUCCUAGUGCUGGAUGGAGAUGUCAAUCUGGCAGAGAGUGACUACGCCUACACAGAGGCGAUUACAGGGAGCGGGAAAGAGAAUUAUGCUGGGAAAGAGGUUCUGAUAUUAGGAGGAGGAGAUGGAGGGAUCCUUGCUGAGUUGGUCAAACAUAAACCAAAGAUGAUCACUAUGGUGGAAAUUGACCAGAAGGUGAUAGACGGGUGUAAGACGCACAUGAGGAAAACCUGUGGCAAUAUCCUGGACUCCCUGAGGGGAGACUGUUAUCAGAUAUUAAUUGAAGACUGUGUUCCCCUGCUGAAGAAGUAUGUCCGUGAAGGAAGGACAUUUGAUUAUGUUAUCAAUGACCUCACUGCAAUCCCAAUAUCCACGUCGCCAGAAGAAGAUUCUACAUGGGAGUUCCUUCGUCUCAUUUUAGACCUGUCAAUUCGUGUUCUGCAUCCAAAGGGGAAAUAUUUCACACAGGGUAAUAGUGUGAAUCUGACUGAAGCACUGAGUCUGUACGAGGAGCAGCUGGGAAAACUCUCGUGUCCCGUGGACUUCCGUAAACAGGUGGUGUGUGUGCCCUCCUACCUGGAGCAAUGGGUUUUCUACACAGCAUGGAAGAAGUAAAGACUUUCUUUCUGUGGAUUUUUCAAGCAGCUGAAAUGUAAACGUGUGGAAGGAUUUAUUUCUUUUAAAUGUCUCCUGUAGUUCCAAAGAUGUUGAAGGUGGUGUCAACACAAAAACAUUUAAGCUAAAAAGAGCUAGUUACUAAUUCUGACUUAUUCUCCUCGUUUUACUGGUUUUAACAGAGGGCUCCACGUCCUCUCUACUCCUAAACCCACACUCAGACCGCCUCCUCUUCCUCCCAUGUUUUAGUUGUUUUAAAUUUGUUGUUGCAACUUCAAAAGUGUAUUUCAAUUUUGUCUAUAUUUUAUAUGUUCAUUUGCUUGUGCUUUGAAGAAACUGUUAGAUGUUUAUACACUGAUUUGAAACACUGAUAACGUGUUGUAGCUUAUUUUACUAUAGAUCUGUGACUGCUUUUGUUUUUUUUUCUUCAUCUUGAGCUUUUAGGUUUACUUGACGUGUUUCUUUUAAGCUUGAUUUUGUUACUGCUACCAAAAUGUGAGCUUCCUGUUCCAGGGUUGUCUUGAGGCGGCGUGAACAUGCCUUCUGAGGCUUAACGUUUUAAAGUCCAUGUUUAAAAAGAAAAAAAAAAAAGGGAAAGAUCAGACACAAUGAGGCCACCUUUGUGCUCGUGCAGUUUUUCUGUUCCUCUUUCUUGGCACCUUGGAUUCCUCCUGAUGUGACUGAAUUAGGUGCAUGUAAAGGACGGUGAAUGUAGCUUGUUAUGUAUACAAAUCACAGCACAUUUGAAAGACCCUGCGGGACAUUUAUUUAUUCAUUAAAGGUUCACCAAAUGCUGUUAUGUCCUACUUAAGAAAGUUUUGUGAACAUCUGAAAUAAAACUGUUCUGAGUAGAAACUGUUGGA